Molecule: messenger RNA, 2531 nt
Organism: Pteropus alecto (black flying fox)
Lineage: Eukaryota; Metazoa; Chordata; Mammalia; Chiroptera; Pteropodidae
Gene: PAK1IP1
Product: PAK1 interacting protein 1
Exons: 10
Coding region: 77-1249 (390 amino acids)
Molecular function (GO): protein binding
Source: RefSeq, a predicted model, not a curated record
CUCCGUCUUACAUCCGCUUUCGUCUCCGCGCCCCCUAUGCCGGAUGCCGCACGCUAAACAGCACGUGCGCUGCUGAAUGGAGCUGGUUGCUGGUUGCUACGAGCAGGUCCUUUUUGGGUUCAGUGUACACCCGGAGCCCAAGGCAGACGGCGACCACGAGCAGAAAUGGACUCCUGUGGCUGACUUCACUCACCAUGCCCACACUGCCUCCUUGUCAGCAUUGGCUGUAAAUAGUCGUUUUGUAGUCACUGGGAGCAAAGAUGAAACAAUUCACAUUUAUGACAUGAAAAAAAAGAUAGACCAUGGGGCUCUAGUGCAUCACAAUGGCACAAUAACUUGCCUGGAAUUCCAUGGCAACAGGCAUUUAAUCAGUGGGGCAGAAGACGGACUCAUUUGUGUCUGGGAUGCAAAGAAAUGGGAAUGCCUGAAGUCGAUUAAAGCUCACAAAGGACAUGUGACCUUCCUUUCUAUUCACCCAUCUGGCAAGUUGGCUCUGUCUGUGGGUACAGAUAAGACAUUAAGAACAUGGAAUCUUGUGGAAGGAAGAUCGGCAUUCAUUAAAAAUAUAAAACAAAAUGCUCACAUCGUACAGUGGUCCCCAAGAGGAGAGAAAUACAUAGUUGUCAUACUGAAUAAAAUAGACGUCUAUCAGCUUGAUACAGCAUCAGUUAGUGGCACCAUCACAAAUGAAAGCAGAAUAUCUUCUGUUACAUUUCUUUCAGAGUCUGUCCUUGCAGUGGCUGGAGAUGAAGAAGUCGUAAGGUUUUUUGACACUGAUUCACUAACGUGCCUCUGUGAAUUUAAAGCUCAUGAAAACAGGGUAAAAGACAUAUUCAGUUUUGAAAUUCCAGAAAAUCAUGUUAUCGUUACAGCAUCGAGUGACGGUUUCAUCAAAAUGUGGAAGCUUAAACAAGAUAAGAAAGUACCCCCAUCUUUACUCUGUGAAGUAAACACUAAUGCCAGGCUGACAUGCCUUGGAGUGUGGCUGGACAAAGUGACAGACAGGAAAGAAAGCCUUCCUCCAGCUGCAGAGCUUUUUCCUGUAAGUAAAGAACAGUCCAAAAGCAACAAAAAGGAUUCUGGCCAUGUUGUGCAGGAAGAAGAAAAGCAGUCAAAACCUAACACAAAGAAGUGUGGUUUAACUGGUGUCAGUAACAAGCCAACCAAAGGAAGUAGCCAGGUGUUGACCAAGAAGAGGAAAACAGUAGAAAUGUUGGGAAAAAAGAAAAGAAAAAAGAAUAAAAUAUGAAUAAUAUAGUGAUUCCCAGAUUUCUCCUAAGAAAAACUUUUUAGAUGAAAUCAUUCUUUUCAAAUGUACCUAAUUUUUUUCCCCUGAGUAAAAGCUAGGAAUUUCUUCUUUAAAUGUACACCUUUUAAAAAAAAUCACUAAAUCACUUUCAGGUUUUUUUGUUGUUGUUUUAUAAACAGUGGUAAAACUAUUUUGGGUAGGCAACAUUUCAUUAUGUAUCAUGGUGACAUAUGUUAAUGUGUAAUAUGUAAUUUUUACUGUUGUGUAAAGCAAAGAUCUUUCUCAAAAUAAUGUAGUUUAAAAUAAUAUAAAAUCUUGAACACAUUCUUUACCAGAAGUAGAUGAGUUGUUUUCCAACUUUUUUCCCUAAAUAGGGGAAGAAUGAAAAAAAACUGCCUUACUUUAGCUUCUUCAAAUGGUUCUAGUAAUUUUAAUGCAGAUUUUGUUCACUUGGGUAACAAAAGGUAAAAAAUUUUCAUACCAGGGUGUCUGGACAAACUUAAAAUUAUAGACAUAUAAAUAGAACUUUAUACAUAAGAAGAUUAUUAGAGAGAUUGCCAAACUUUGUUCAAUAAUUUUGUUUCCAAGUUGUGGAUGAUAUAACUUCAAGGCAGGAAAUGACAUUCUAAUUUUUUUUUAUCCAUUUAGCUAAUGUAACAAAAGUAGUCUUAAAAAGUUCUUUGCAUAUUUAGGAUAAUAAGCUUUUAUUAAAUGUACCUUGCAAAUAUUUUCUGUCUUUGGCUUGUCCUCUCAUUCUCUUGAUGUUAUCUUGUAGAGCAGAAAUUUUUAACUUUAAUGGAGUCCAGCGUAUCAAUUAUUUCUUUCAUGGGUUAUAUCUUUGAUGUAUCUGAAAAAGACUUCAUCAUAUGCAAGGCCAUCUAGGUUUUCUCCUGUUACCUUCUACGAGUUUUAUAGUUUUGCAUUUUAAAUUGAGAUCCAUAAUCCAUUUUUAGUUAAUUUUUAUGGAAGGUGUAAGGUCUGUGUAUAAAUACAUUUCUCGUACCAUUUAUCAAAGACUAUCUUUGCUACAUUAUGUUGGCUCUGCGCUUUUGUCAAUGAUCUGUUAACCAUAUGGUAUUCUAUUUAUGUUCUCUAUUGAAGUGUUUGUUCUUUGGCCAAUACCACACUGUCUUGAUUACUGUAGCUUUAUAGUAAGUCUUAAAGUCAGGAAGCAUCAGUUCUCCAACUUUGUUCAAUGUUGUGUUGGCUCUUCUGGGUCUUUUGCCUCUGCAUAUAAACUUUGCAAUCAGAUUGUCAAUAUCCAUAAAGUAACUUGAUGGGA